Messenger RNA from Hansenula ciferrii, 1125 nucleotides. RefSeq names its product peptidylprolyl isomerase CPR6 (gene CPR6). Gene Ontology annotation, cellular component: intracellular membrane-bounded organelle. The record is from RefSeq and is a predicted model, not a curated record. Bases 1 to 1125 code for a protein of 374 amino acids. NCBI's taxonomy places the organism in Eukaryota, Fungi, Ascomycota, Saccharomycetes, Phaffomycetales, Wickerhamomycetaceae. Gene Ontology annotation, biological process: protein peptidyl-prolyl isomerization; protein folding. The transcript is spliced from 2 exons. Gene Ontology annotation, molecular function: peptidyl-prolyl cis-trans isomerase activity; protein binding.
AUGUCCACUGAAUCACGUCCAAAAGUUUUCUUUGAUAUCUCAAUUGGUGAUGAACCAAAAGGUAGAGCUAUUUUUGAACUUUUCAAUGAUAUUGUUCCAAAGACUGUGGAAAAUUUCAGAGCUUUAACUACAGGUGAAAAAGGUACCACUGAAUCAGGUAUUGAAUUAUCAUAUAAAAAUUCCACAUUCCAUCGUAUAAUUAAAAAUUUUAUGCUUCAAGGUGGUGAUUUUACAAAUCAUAAUGGUACUGGUGGUGUAUCAAUUUAUGGUGAAAAAUUUGAAGAUGAAAAUUUCAAAUUAGUACAUGAUAAACCAUUCUUAUUAUCAAUGGCUAAUGCUGGUCCAAAUACAAAUGGUUCACAAUUUUUCAUUACUACAGUACCAACACCUCAUUUAAAUGGUAAACAUGUUGUUUUCGGUAGAUUAUUACAAGGGAAAUCAUUAAUUAGAGCUAUGGAAAGAACUGAAACGGAUUCUGGUGAUAAACCUUUGUCUCCUGUGAAGAUUACAGAUUGUGGUGAAUUACCAUCUGAUUAUGUUAUUGAACCUGCUGCACCAAAACAAGAUGAUGGUACUGGUGAUAUUUAUGAAGAAAUCUUGGCUGAUAAUGAUAAUAUUGAUGUUGAAGAUUCUAAAAGUGUUUUCAAAGCUAUAAAUCACUUGAAAGAAAUUGGUACCACUUUAUUUAAAUCAAAAGAUUUUGAAAAAUCAUUUGAAAAAUAUUCAAAAGCUUUAAGUUAUUUAGAUGAUUAUUUCCCAGAAGAUUUAUCCUCUGAAGAUAUAGAAGCUUUAAACAAUUUGAAAAUUUCAGUCAAUUUAAAUGUUGCAUUAUUAGGUUUAAAAGUUAAGAAUUUCAAUAAAACUAUUAAAUCUUCAACAAAUGUUUUGGAAUUAUUGGAAUCUGAAUCUAAAAAUGAUGAAAAAUCUCAAACCAAGGCAUUAUAUCGUCGUGGUGUUGCUUAUUUAAACCUCAAAAAUGAAGAAUCAGCUUUAACAGAUCUUGAAGAAGCUUUAAAAAUUUCUCCAAAUGAUGGUGCUAUUAUUAAUUCAAUUAAUGAUGUUAAAAAAAUUGAAAAAGAACGUAUUGCUAAAGAGAAAAAAGCAUUCAGUAAGAUGUUCAAAUAA